AUGGCCGUUCUUGUGCUACACAGCUUAAUUCUUUCAACGUUACAUCGUAUUGGACAAUUGCUUGACAAAAAUACCCAGACGGACAUUCUAUUUCUCGACUUCGCUAAAGCCUUCGACUCAGUGGAUCAUGUUAUUCUCUUAAGAAAGCUGAAAGAUUACGGUAUCGCAGGAAACCUUUACAGAUGGUUCUCUGACUACCUGCAUAACCGGACCCAGCGUGUUGUUGUAGAGGGUGCUGCUUCGUCAUGGUCCCCCGUCACUUCUGGCGUUCCACAGGGAAGCAUCUUGGGUCCAAUGCUUUUCUUACUCUUCAUCAACGAUCUUCCUGAUGUCAUUCCUGAAUCUACAUCAACAGGACUGUAUGCUGAUGAUACCAAAUUAUAUAGAUACAUAAUUAUAUAA
Molecule: messenger RNA, 402 nt
Organism: Paramuricea clavata
Lineage: Eukaryota; Metazoa; Cnidaria; Anthozoa; Malacalcyonacea; Plexauridae
Source: the annotation of a GenBank genome assembly